GCAUCCCGGGGCGGUGAGUCGGCACCGAGUCCCUCCUUUCCAUUCCUGAAUAACAGGCUGUAGAGGUGUUUCUCAAAUCAAAAAGGAAGCCCCAGGACUCGGCCAUCUGUAACUACUGCCUGGCAAUAUGGGACCAGCUCUUCUUUUAUACAAAAAAUAUUGCCGGCUCAGCCUGUUUUCGGCAGGACUGGUCAACAAAGAGCAACUCCUACGCAGAUUCCUUACCGCCUCUUCUGGUCUUUAUAUGAAGAAGAAAACCAGUGAGUAUGAAUGCGUUGACCAAGAAAAGUAUGGAGAUUUGGUCCGCUGUGUCACAUCCUUCAAAGAUAGUUCUCAAACACCUGAGUCAUUAUUCGAAGAAGACAAUAGGCUCUAUGGACCAGUGAGUAAACGUAAGCACCUAGCUAAGGAGGCUGACCCACGCAUUCCUGGAAACUGGGUUCCGCUCAUGAAUCCUGCAAAGAACUCUCUGCUCCAGGAAGCCUCCCUAAGACCACCUCUACGGAUCGGUUUGGAAAGGCACAAGAUGGCCAGCGUGACAACCGUUCUGCAGCAGACCGUGCCCCUGGAGCAGGCCUUUUUUCUGGAGAGAUGGAAACGGAAGAUGAUUCUGGAACUUGGACAAGAGGGCUUUGCAGAAUACACUAAAGAUAUUUUCCAACAAGGUAAGCUCUUCCAUGCGGCUGUGGAAGAGUUAUUGUUAGCUGAAGAAAACCCUGUGCAGGAUCAGGAAGAACACAGCAGCACCUCCAGCUACUUAGCCAGCAUACAGCAUGUGCUCCAAGAUGUCUCUGGAGUGAGAGCCCUUGAAAGCGCAGUACAGCAUGAGAAUCUUCGGUAUCAAGGCCUAGUGGACUGUGUGGCAGAGUACAGAGGGACAUUAUGCGUCAUUGACUGGAAGACUUCAGGGAAACCGAAGCCACUUCUUCGGAAUACGUUCGACAAUCCACUGCAGAUUGCAGCAUACGUAGGAGCCGUUAACCAUGAUGCUCGUUAUGACUUCCAGGUCGACUGUGGACUCCUUGUGGUUGCUUACAAGGACGGUUCUCCUGCCCACGCUCACCUAAUGGACCCUGAGCUGUGUUCUCAGUACUGGAACAAGUGGCUGCUUCGCCUGGAGGAAUUCAGAGAGAAAGGGAAGGACGGUGGGACUGUGUGACGGUUCUGAGCGAAGGGUUGCUCAGACCUGGGCCCGGCUUAGAUGACGGCCGCUGCUUGGCUUUGAGCCUGGGCGGAGUUAAAAGGUAUGGGGGAACACUGGGUUCCAAAUCUCAUUGA
Messenger RNA from Gekko japonicus, 1278 nucleotides. It is a transcript of the gene MGME1, whose product is annotated as mitochondrial genome maintenance exonuclease 1. The transcript is spliced from 5 exons. Gene Ontology annotation, cellular component: mitochondrion. The record is from RefSeq and is a predicted model, not a curated record. The coding region runs from base 128 to 1159 and encodes 343 amino acids. Gene Ontology annotation, biological process: mitochondrial DNA replication. Lineage: Eukaryota; Metazoa; Chordata; Lepidosauria; Squamata; Gekkonidae. Gene Ontology annotation, molecular function: single-stranded DNA exodeoxyribonuclease activity.